Penicillium brevicompactum is the source of this 1275-nucleotide messenger RNA. RefSeq names its product putative oxysterol binding protein (Orp8). Gene Ontology annotation, cellular component: membrane; intracellular membrane-bounded organelle; cytosol. The transcript is spliced from 6 exons. The coding region runs from base 1 to 1275 and encodes 424 amino acids. The record is from RefSeq and is a predicted model, not a curated record. Gene Ontology annotation, molecular function: sterol binding. Gene Ontology annotation, biological process: maintenance of cell polarity; endocytosis; exocytosis. NCBI's taxonomy places the organism in Eukaryota, Fungi, Ascomycota, Eurotiomycetes, Eurotiales, Aspergillaceae.
AUGUCUGCUACCGCUGUGCCUGAGAAGGCCCCAGAUGACUCUUCCAAGCUGAAGACGUUCCUCUCCAUUCUCCGAAAGUUCGUCGGGGUGGCUGAUAUCGCCUCGGUGCGAUUCUCGCUGCCCGCGCAACUGCUGGAGCCACGGCCCAACCUGGAAUACUGGCAUUAUUUAGAUCGACCGGAGACCUUUGCGAGCAUUGGAAAGUCGGAUGAUGAGUUAGGUCGGAUGUUGGAGGUCUUACGGUUCUGGUUCACCAAAGAUCUGAAAUAUAUCAAGGGGAAACCCUGCAAACCAUACAACUCGACUCUGGGUGAAUUCUUCCGGUGCUCGUGGGAAGUCGAUGACAACAUCCCCGAGGAAGCGAACCUCCCCGGAAUCAACCCCGCCUCCAAUGGCUCCUCCACCGUGACCGACGGAGAUGACAAGGUCAAGGUGUGCUACCUUACAGAACAGACCUCCCACCACCCUCCAGUCUCGGCCUUCUAUAUCGACUGCCCGGAGCGAGGCGUAUCGGCGCGUGGAUUCGAUCAGAUCAGCGCCAAAUUCACCGGCACCAGCAUCCGCGUCAGCCCCGGCCAACACAACCUCGGAAUUUUUGUCAAUAUUGAGAAGCGGGACAACGAAGAAUAUCAGUUGACACAUCCAGAUGCUCACUUAGGCGGAAUACUGCGGGGUGCACUCUCAAUCACAGUCGCCGACACCUGCUACGUCACCUGCCCGAAGACAGGGUUGAAGGCAAUUUUGCAGUACAUGGAGGAAGGGUGGAUUGGCCGGACUCAGAAUAAGAUGGAAGGUGUGAUCUUCCGUUAUAGUGCGGACAAAGACACAGUCACGAGGAUGAAGGAUGUACCCGAGAAAGACAUUGUCGCUCGAAUCACUGGCUCCUGGCACGGAAAGAUAUACUUCACCCCGGCCGGUAGCAAGGACUCAACUCUGCUCAUCGACAUCACGCCGCUCUUCCCCGUCACAAAGGAACUGCCUCCUGCGGAGGAACAGCUCUCGAACGAGUCAUUGAAGUUCUGGUCAGAGGUGACCGAUGCUAUUGUUGCCAAGCAGUUUAGCCAGGCCACGAAACUCAAGCAGGAUAUUGAGGAGCGGCAACGGCAGCGGGCGACGGAGCGGACCGAGAAGGGGACUGAGUGGAGCCCGCGGUUCUUCACUGGGGCUGUGACGCCGCUGGGCAAGCCUGAGCUCACAGAGGAGGGACAGAAGGCUCUUGAAGGGAUUCGUGCCGACAAGUUCGCAUUGACUGAAAGUACGGUCAAGGGUGCAUAG